AUGAAGGAUAUAAAAGAGUUGCUCAAAAAAUUGCAUAUUAAUAAAGAAAAAGAGUUUGAAAAGGAUGUUAGACUUUUAUUUGAUAUGAAGAAAUAUAUAGAAUGUUUAACAAAAAAAAGUAAUAAUAAUAAUAAUAAUAAUGAUAAUAAUAAUAAUAAUGGUAAUAAUAAUGAUAAGACUAAUUGUUGUAUUAUAAAUAACAAUAGUAGUAGAUUAAAUUCUGAGGAUAUUUGUAAGCAUUCCAUAAAGAUAAAGCAAGACAAUUUGUUGAAGACCAAACAUUCGUAUAAUAAUCCUAUUGAAUAUAUAGAAAGAUUAUAUAAAGAACUUAAAGGUAGAACUCCUUUUGAAUAUGGUUAUUAUAAAAAUAUACUAAAUAAUUAUAAUAAAUAUGAUUAUUAUAAUUAUAUAAUGAAGAAUAAUUAUAAUUUAUUGCAAGAUAAUAUUUCAAAUGGAUUGUAUCAUAAUAAUAAUAAUAAUAAUAAUAAUAAUAAUAAUAAUAAUUCGUGUGAUAAGAUUUAUCUUAAUAAUAUAAAAGAGAAAUGUGAAAACUUAAUGAUAUUUUUUCAUAUGUAUUUAAUAAGAAAAUAUUGUGAAAAGAAUUAUUAUGAAUGCUUACAUAAUAAAUUCAUACGCUCAAUAACUUAUAAUUAUUUAGAUAAAGAAAUUUUUUAUAAUUAUGUUAAUUCAGAUUUAUAUUUCAUAUUAUAUAGUUAUAUACAAACAUUUGCAUACAUAUUAUUAAAAAAUGAAAACCAAAAUAUAUAUUUGAUGAAAUUAUGUAGUGAUAUAAUAUCAAGAACACAUGAAGAAUUAAGUACACUAAGAAAAGAAGGAACAUAUAAAAUGAAUACAUAUUUAUAUGAUAAAAAAAAUUUUUCCCCAUACAAUAAUAGUUUAAUUAAAUAUGUACAUUUUAUUGUUGAAUAUUUAAGUAAAAAUAAAAAUUAUAAUUAUAUGAAUAUAUUGUAUGGUAUAUAUUCAUGUGUCUACGUGUUUUCAAAUGUAUUUUAUAGUUGCUCAUUAUCAUAUAAUAGCAAGAAAGUAGAACAGUAUAUGUUAACAGAAAAUAUCGGGAGAAAAGAUACAACUAUACAAUGUGAUCAUGUGAGUAGUUCUCAUCAAAAGGAACAUUAUACACAUGGUAUGACUACACAAGCAGGGGAUAAUAUCUCCGAUCAUAAAUUUGUUGACCUCUUACCUGAUAAUAAUAAUAAUAAUAAUCACGAUGAUGAUGAUGAUAAUGAUGUGAAAGAGAAGAAGGAUAUGUUUAGAUUAUAUUACAAAUAUAUAAAAAAAUAUGGAAAUACCGAAUUUAUGAAACUGAACGAAUUUCUAUUAUACUAUAUAUCAAAAGAAAAUAUUAGAGGACUUCUUAGGGAUAAUAUAAAUUAUAACGAUAUGAUAAAAGAUUUGAAUAUUGUUAGGUAUACAACCUAUUUAGAGAAAUACAUUUUUAAAGAGAUAUCUACAAAUAAUAUGAAUAAAGAACAAUAUAGUGAUAUAUUAUUUAGAGAUAUAAAAAUGGAUAUAUUUAAAAGUAUAUGUAAUAUUUCUGAAAAGUCACCUUUAUAUAUAGAAUUAAAUGAUGAAGAUAAAAAGGAAUGUUAUGAAAUAAUAAGAACAAAAUGUUUAAAUGAAAAUAAUAUGAAAUGUACAUAUGAAAAUGGUUUCAAUAAAAAUGUGGAAACACAAGAUCAUAUGAAUAAAUCACAGAAAAAAGGAAUUGUAUGUCCCUUUCUUCAUGGUAUGAAUAAUGAAAAGAAAGAAAAUACCAAUGAUAAUAAAGAAACUAAUAUGAUUUGUAAUAAUUACCAGAACUAUCAUAAUUAUAAUUAUGAACAUAUUUAUAACUCUUAUAAUAUUAUUUGUACAAGAAAAUAUAAAAAUUCCUUUAUCGAUCCACAAUAUGAACACUUCUUUUUUGAAAAGACAAAAUAUAAUCUAGAUGAUGCAUUUUUUAAACAAUCUUUAAAAAAUACAAAUACAUUAGAAGGAAAUGUAAAAAAAAAUACAUCAUCUCAUAAUUAUAAAACCAAAUUUAGUGUGUGUCCUGCACAUUUUUAUAAUAUUAAUUAUAAUUUGUGUGAUGAAGAAAAAGAAAAAAAAAAAAAAUUUUUAAACUUUUUGAACAAUAAUGAUAAUAUAAUAAAUGAUCAUAUAAAUAAUUUAAAAUGUAUAGAUGAAUUUUUUCAUAUAUCCAUAGAUUUCGAUAAAACUAUUAUUAAAAAAGAUUCAUAUUCCUUUUUUUAUAAAUUAUUAUGUAAACAUUAUAAUAUCAAGAAACCUAAAGAUAUUGAAUUAACACAAGAAGAAACAGAUUUCUUUGAAAAUAUGAAUAUCGAAAAUAUACAUAAAGAAAAUAAAAAAAACUAUACAUAUGAAGAACGAAUAAAUUAUAUUUAUAAAAUAUCCAAGUGGUAUAUUAUAAAAGAAAAUAAAUUAUUAAAAGAAUUACAAGAAAAACAAGAUAUUUCUAACGUAUAUAGUGAUUCUUAUUAUUAUUAUUUAAAAAAAUUCGAUCAAAUCAAUAUUACACAUUCAGCACUCAUUUCUUAUUAUGAUAUAUUAAAAGAUGUAGAUAUUAAUGCAAUCAACAGUUUAAUAUAUGAUUAUUAUGAUCGCUUCCAGCUGAAUGAUUAUUUCCUGGAUGUAUUCCUUAGAUUCAUACAAUAUAAGCAACAUAAUAAUGAUGACUUUUUUUUUGAUAUAAUUACGUUAAAUUUUAAAAAGCAAAUCGUUCUAUAUACUCUUCAAAAUAAUAUAAUGAAACUAGAAAAUGAGCACCCAUUUAAUGUAAACACAAGUAAGGCUAGUGAUAAUAAUAACAAUAAUAAUAAUAAUAAUAAUAAUAAUGAUAAUAAUAAUGAUAAUAAUAAUGAUAAUCAUGGUGAUGAUAAUAAUAAUAAUAAUCAUAAUCAUAGUGAUGAUGAUAAUAAUAAUAAUAAUAAUAAUUAUUAUUAUCAUUAUUGUAAAGAUAAUCAUAGAGAUAGUCAUAAUGAUAAGGUUAAACAUAAAUAUUAUCAAACCUUUAAAAAAUAUUUCAAUGUCUAUUAUUCAAAAAUGUAUUCAUAUGAUAAAGAGAAGAACGUAUAUACAGGAGGAUUUGAAUAUAAUAAGCUUAAAAUAAAACAUAAAAACUAUAACUGUUCAUCUAAUAAAGUGGAUUAUGUAACCAUAUUAUCGCUUUUUGAUAAAACUGUAGUUAGGAAAAAGGUCUGCACUAUAAUAAAAAACACAAAUCAUAAAUUGUCAUGUUUUAUAGGGGAUAGCAUAAUAGAUUUAGAUGCCAUGUUAAGUACCGACAUUCCUAUACUCUUAGGAUGUAAUCAAUUAGUUUUAACAUUUUGUAAAAAACAUAAUAUAGUAAUUAAACCAUUAAUAUUUGCAGCAGCCAAAAUCGAGCUCCUCAAAAUGAAAAAAAAUAAAACAGAAAACAAAUCCAAUACGAAAGAUGAAAGAACUCUAGAUAUAAAUAAUAAUAAACAAAAUGAAUCCAAUUCCAUUAUUGAUCAACGUGAAAAAGAAUUAAGUGAAAUUUACGACGAAAAUAAAAAAGUUAUUUAUGCAACAGAAAGUUGGCUAGAAAUAGGUACCUUCUUUUUUGGAAAGAUGUAA
This is a messenger RNA of Plasmodium reichenowi, 3618 nucleotides long. RefSeq lists its product as hypothetical. Gene Ontology annotation, cellular component: cytosol. The transcript has a single exon. NCBI's taxonomy places the organism in Eukaryota, Apicomplexa, Aconoidasida, Haemosporida, Plasmodiidae. Bases 1 to 3618 code for a protein of 1205 amino acids. The record is from RefSeq and is a predicted model, not a curated record.